Messenger RNA from Dermacentor andersoni, 4365 nucleotides. RefSeq lists its product as uncharacterized. The record is from RefSeq and is a predicted model, not a curated record. Lineage: Eukaryota; Metazoa; Arthropoda; Arachnida; Ixodida; Ixodidae.
UCCAAUCUGCUCGCCACGCGAGGUUCGCGCGUGCCGCGCCACUUUCGGAGCCCCAGGAUACGGACACUUGUUCAUCGCGCGCGCCAGGGGCUUCAUGUUGCCGGCUGCGUUGUUCUAUGUUGUCUGGGCCGUGCUCGAGUCGGGAGUGCGCUGUAUCCGGAUCCUAUCGCUGGAGGUGCCCCAGACGGUGGUUGUGGGCACGGAGGCCCGGCUGAGGUGCGCCUACGACCUCGAGGGGGACGUGCUCUACUCGGUCAAGUGGUACCGCGACGACGUCGAGUUCUUCCGCUUCGUGCCUUCCGACCGACCGCCCGGGCAGUUCUUUCCUGUGGACGGCAUCAGGGUCGACUUGCAGCGUUCAAACAACGGCACCGUGUUCAUCCGCAAUGUGGAUCACCUCACAGGCGGCAACUACAAAUGCGAAGUUUCGGCAGAUGCCCCUUCUUUCAAGACUAUGUUCGUGGAAAAGCUCAUUCGGAUAGAUUCCUCUUCUACCCACAUUCAAGUUCCAUCUGCGAUGGCGCUCCUGCUACUGGCUCUCGCGUCUCGCGUCGUCUCUCAUCUCGUGUCCAAUCGCUGACCACACCAAGAAUCACGUGCCCCAGGAGCGGAUGUUCCUCCGCGAAUUGCUCAUAGAAGCAGGAGACUGUGGUGUUCGAAAACACAUGCUCGACGGAGUGGGCACGACCAUGCCGUGUCCGAAAACAGCGCCGGAAAACCACUGCAACCUAAGAGAUGGCGUGCGGUCUCAGGGUCAAUCUGUGCACUUUUCCUUUCUUUCGUCUUCAUUCUUUUCUUUUUCUUAUUUUUUUCUUGUGUCGCAACAGGAUGGCCGAAUAAGGUCGCCAUUUUUGUCGAGGAAAACACCGUGCUCUCUCGCUGCCCCAUGAUGCCUCUAAGAUAUGACUAGUGCUGUGAAACGAUCCAGUUAAGUAUAGCUAGCUUGCUUAUUGGAAGACAAAAACCGCUCACUAUUUAGGGGUUCACACCGAAAUUCCGAACGCAGCUCUUCUCAGUGCGGGAAGUGUCGCCGUGACUGCGGAGCCUCCGUCACGCUUGUUUAGGGUACCUAUAGCAGCCCGCUUCUGGGUGUCUCUGUGCACUCACCAGAGGCCACUAUUUCAACGGAUCGGGUUUCGCAAAACGCGCGGCCGAUUUGGCUGGCCACCUCCAGCCAGGCUCCUUGCCGCGCAUUCUGCUGCGUACUUCAUUUCGGCAUAGGACUCCCAUUGUGAGCAUGAUAAGGUUAUAGCAAAAGCCAGGCUACGAUACCAAGGUCUACUCAUUGACAUGAAUGCUCUAGAGCUCUCACCGCGGCACCCAUUAUUGUUGUUGAGCGAGCCGACCCUAUUGGCAUUGGCCUACCCGUCUGGCACCACAUGUUCAGAAUCAAUCUUGCUCGUCUGUUGGCAGCGCAGUAUGAAAACUUAACCUAUUUAGCGCACGCCAGUCCACGCUCUAGAAAAGCGCGCCCUGGCUGUUGUGUGUGACGGGAAUACGUAUGAUGUUAGUCAAAUUCUUACAAAUCAACUUUCGUGUUUCCAUAGUGACAAAGAAAUGAUGUCACCAUUUGCAAAUUUUAGUCUUGAUGCGGAAAGGUAUUAUAGUUGCUCAGCGUCCGUGAAAAAGAAAUAACACUGAUCUCCCGGCAUCGAAGAUAAAUGACGAUUUAAUAAAUUAUUACACAGCACCCACUUUCCUGACACAAGGCGCUUCGCGUUCAGCUGUGUUAUCGUAGGCCUGCCUGGUACUGCUAUAGUUAACCAGCUUGCGCUCUAUCGCAGAUAACAAGAAAAUGUUUGGAGCCUUCAAGCCGUGAUAUCCACGAUGCCGAAAAUCACUCUGGUAAUUUACUCAUGCUAUACUAACUUCUUGGCCAUGAAAUACACCACUGCAAGGAGGCGGGAAGAUUACUAAGUAUGCGUACACGAAUCAGUGUAUCAUGCAUAAGGGUGAAUGUAUGCAUAAUUUCUUCCGCCUUAAUUGGGAAAAGAGCUCCGCUGUUUUAUGAGCUCAUCCUUAUUUAUCUUUUUUUACCAUCACAGAAGUGGUUCAGAAAAUAACAAGCGUUAUUAUUCUGGAAAGUUUGCUAUCAUCAAUCUUGGUUGAAAGCGUUCAAGUAAAACGGCGAAUAUGUUGGUCGAUAUAUACCGGGCGAUCAUAUUUAGGUUUUACAGAAUUUUUAAAUACCACUUCUGACAUAUGGCUUAACUCCAUUGCUUCAGUCGGAAUAUUCGAAGAGGCGGACAUCACUUCCACAAGAAACCGAAGCAGAUAUUCAAUUAACGGAAUUUCGCUGAAUAAAUUCCAAUGAGCACAUAUUACAAUUUACGAAUGAUAGCCAAUGAAUUUGCAAGGCAUAUCCACUUCAAAGGAAUUUUCAGGGCGACACCAGUUUCAAGAUGUUCAUUGCCAAAGUGUGUGACUAAGUACAUGGGCGUUCCAUUUACUUUUGUGCGUCAAUGCAUGAAAUAUAAUUUUGCUAGAAUAGUAAAUGGAAAAACAGUGCAUUCUUACCACGAUUUUGAUGGGGCAUAUCUCGAAACACGGGCCAUCCUCAAAAUAUGUUCCAAGCGGAUAUGCCCUGCAAACAGACCGGCUGCAAUUCGUAAAUUGAAGUACGUGCUGUAAUACAAUUAAUUAGGAAGUUAAUUAGUGAAUUUUCGUCAGUUAUUUGUAUAUGCGUUUCGUUUUCUUCUGCAAAUAACGUGCGUCUCCUUGAAUUUUUGAGCUGAAGGAAUGGCAUUAUUCUAUCUACCACAGGUUAUAAUAUUAAAAAAUCCUGAAAACCUUAAAAAUGGUCACCCCUUAUAUAUACCUGCAGUUACCCGGGUAGUUGACAUUCUGUGAAAAACCAUUGCGAAAUUUGCACUGCAUAAAAGAGGAAGACACAAUUAGUAAAAUAAUUGGGUUCGUGGUCCAGUGCAGGUCUAUUUCAAGAACUGGGUGCGAUUAUUAAUGGUAAAAUAAAUGUUGCCGUGCGAAAAACAUGGUCAGGAAAGGUGCUUUAUACGGCAAGCCGAUCUCAGUGUGUAAAGUGUGUAUAUGAUAACUGUAUAACGCAGUUAUAGCAGAUAAUAUGUAAGGUACAAUGAUGAGUUUACUACAACCAAAAUGUUUUGUGUAUUUCUAAUUUAUUGCAGCGCAGGUACAGAGACACAGACAGAAAGUACAUGAGACAACAUGCAAUGCUGUGGUCAUGCGCGCGCGCGCGUGUGUGUGUGUGUGUGUGUGUGUGUGUGUGUGUGUGUGUGUGUGUGUGUGUGUGUGUGUGUGUGUGUGUGUUUGAGUGCGUGAGUGUGUGCGUGCGCGCGUUGCGACUGCACUGCAGCAAAUUAGGAAAUGACCUACCACAAAACUCAACUAGCCACUCUGAUCUUCUUUACAACAAAAAAUUACUCAGAAUUACGAGCAGCUAUCAAUGCCUCAGCAAAUUUAGCGCUAUUCUUCCUCUUUGGAAGGCCUAUGUUUGCAUUUGGCACUUCAAUUUAACCCCACAAAGCUCAAAGACUGUUGCAAGUGAAAGAAAAUUAAAACAACUUGCUCACACGUAUUUCUGGCCACGGAGAGUAUAUUGACAUUAAGAAAACAGCGAAAUUAUAAUUGAGGAAAAUAAUUUGUAUGAUAGUUAUUUAAUUAGUAAUUCAUUCGCUGCACUAUUCACAACUGAACACGCCCUCCAGAACAUCAAAAAUGCUAGUGUGGGCUAUACAUUGGGUUUACAGCGCUAACUCAGAUUUUUCAGGCAUCAAAUUCAGUGUAUCAAAAAUGAUACGUUGGACUUUGCGGGGUUAAUAUAGUAAAUUGACGCAUCUGUGCUUGUAAAAAAAUUGUCGGUAUAACUUGCGUUUAUGACUGUAGUGCAUGAUCUACUUAGUCAUACUGAGUGAUCCGAUGGUGAAAAUAACUGUGUACAGUGCCGCCAUGUUCUGGACUUCUGACGCUUUAGUGAGUCUUCUGUGGAAACCUUCGUCAUGAAACGAAGGUUCAGUAGAGACAGCAUUAUUGCGCACUCUGUGUCUGUUUAGCAGCGAGCGCUGUGCGAAAAAUGACAGGUACAAAAAAUAACUCCUAUGAUGUUUGUUGCAGAGAUUUUUACCUGUCUCCAUCAAUCUUUGUAGGUUUGCCCACUGAACCGAGUGCUAUUCAGCUAACGUGGAUUGAACAAGAUGCUUCAGGUAGUUACUUUCUAGCAGUGUCCAGUGUAGGCAAGUUUGAUUUCUGAGUUGUCUAAGAACGCAAAGUGACUUGCGUUCUAGUUCCUUUGUUUUUGUAAACAAUAACAGUUCACGUCAUUAUUGUACAUACUGUCAUCGCUGUUACAUUACGGAGUUUCAAUUAAACUGUAGUUGUUGCACCACUCGC